Messenger RNA from Harpegnathos saltator (Jerdon's jumping ant), 1943 nucleotides. It is a transcript of the gene fax, whose product is annotated as failed axon connections. NCBI's taxonomy places the organism in Eukaryota, Metazoa, Arthropoda, Insecta, Hymenoptera, Formicidae. The record is from RefSeq and is a predicted model, not a curated record. The transcript has 4 exons. Gene Ontology annotation, cellular component: cytoplasm. The coding region runs from base 404 to 1612 and encodes 402 amino acids.
GAUGAGAGGGGGAAGGUAGGAACCGCAAGCGAAGAGGAAACGACGAGAAGGAACCGGCCGGCGAGCAGAAAGAGGCGACGAGUAGUGCUUGGCGUACGGUUUGUGUUGUGUGCGCGCUACCCGUCGAGACAGGCUCCAGCGGAGUGUACGCUUUUACAAGAACAGGUCAUCGCAGCGCGAACGAACAAGAGGGAAAGCGUCUGCUACGCGACAAGAGAGUGGUACUCGGAGUGGAGUAAAAUCGCGAAUAAAGAGACAGAAAGAGGAAGAGAAAAAGAAAGCGAGAAGAGAGAGAGAGAGAGAAAGAGAAAGAAGGAAGAAAGAAAUAAAGAAAGAGAAAGCGAGCAAGAGAGAAAGGUAGAGAGAAAAGAAAAAAAGGAAGAAAAACGCAGCAGCAGCAAGAAUGACGAUGGCAACCGAGACGGAGAACAACGGGCCCGAGAGCAAGGAAAUCAAGGACGUGAAGGAGAUGAAAGAGGCGCUGAAGGACGACGCGCCGCCGGAUAACAAGCAGGAGGAGAAGGACACGGCCAAGAAGGACGAGGCGGUCGGCAAGAAGGACGACGACGCCGCCGCCGCCGCCGCGGCCGCUGCGGGCGGCACGAACGCGGCGCCGGCGAAGGCCAGCACCGUGCACCACCCGGACUACGAGAAGGAUGUUGUUUACUUGUAUCAGUUCCCGCGUACUCCGCUGCUACCGUCUCUGUCACCAUACGGUCUCAAGGUGGAGACAUGGUUGCGACUCAACGGCAUCAAAUAUGAGAAUGUCGAUCACAAGAUGAAGUUCCGCUCCAAGAAGGGCCAGCUACCGUUCGUUGAAUUGAACGGCGAAGAGAUCGCGGACAGCACGAUCAUCCUGCGGGAGCUGAGUCAGAAGUUCGGCAAAGACUUGGACGCCGGUCUUACGUCCGAGCAGCGGAGCGUUUCUCAUGCCAUGAUAUCGAUGAUCGAGAAUCACCUGGUCUGGGUGGUCGCGUGCUGGCGCACGAAGAAUCUGGAUCAGGUCCUCAAGGGCUACAAGGUCAAUCUCCAGCUCGCCCUGGGAUCACGUAUUCCCAAUGCUAUCCUCAAUUUCUUCUUUAAGCUCACGUUCGGACGCAAGUUGGAUUGGUUACAGGGUGCAAGGAAAGUGAAGGCUCAGGGAAUGGGCGUGCACAGUCCGGAGGAAGUGUCCCAGUUCGGCUGUACCGAUCUCAAGGUGCUCUCGGACACGCUCGCUGACAAGCCCUUCUUCUUCGGCGACGAGCCGACUACUAUGGAUGUCGUAGCGUUCGCGCAUCUCGCUCAAAUUCUGUAUAUCGACAAAGACACGCCCUACAGCCUGCGAGACUACAUGCAGGAGAACUGUCCCAACUUGGUUGGCCAUUGCUCGCGCGUUAAGGAACGAUGCUUCCCGGACUGGGAUGAAAUUUGCUCCAGCUUGGACAUGAACACGCAUCUGCCCAAGCCCGAGAAGCAAGAAGAGAAGGAAGGCAAGGAGGAGGCGAAGGAGUCUAAGGAGUCUAAGGAGGAGAAGGAGGGCGACAAGGAGAAGGCGGACAAGGAGGAGAAAGAGGUUGAGAAAGACAAGGAGGUUGAUGAAAACAAAGAAAAAGAGAAGGAUGGCAAAUAAGCGGUCUCGUUGUGAAGGGAAGUAAUAAGUCGUUUCAAGGCGAUUUAAAAGCGAAGUCGCGAAGGUGUACGAAGGCGAAUAAAUAAAGAUAGGGAGAGAAGCGGUUGAUGAUCUGCAUGAUGAGUGUGCGUGAAUGCGUGAGCGCGUGGUUGUGUGUGAAUGUGACGACUAUGGAGACGCGAGAAUGUGAUGUAGAGAGCACGUAUAGUAUGGUGUGAAGAGGGACGGGAGUUGCCGGAAGUGAUAGAUAGCGGGUGUACGAAUGAGAGAGGGACAGAGAGAGAGAGAGAGAGAAAGAGAGAGAGAGAGAGAGAGAAUGAGAGAUUUAGAG